ACGCCAUGUACAGUUUAGUACGACUCCCGCACGAUUAGACGUUGUAUCUGCUCCGAGCAUUCACCUCUGUUGCGCCCCAUAUUCCACCUGCUCUUCCCCCCCCCAGCUGCGCGUAUUGGUGCUCACACUGUCUGGAUACUGCGGGGAGGGCUCUGACUUGGACUUGGGCAGUGCAACUAUUCAAACCCAACAUCCUUUGCUCUGUGCUUUUCAUAAUGGCCUCCCUAAGUUUUCCUGUUAUCCUUUUUAUGGCAGAUUUUUUUCUUAAUUAUUUUGCUGCAAAGCUUAUCUAUAAAUAUUACCCCUAUGAGAUCCUGGGUGCUCUGUGGCUGCUGUCCCUUAUUAAAUUCCCAGUGCUGGCCAUAGUGUCUGUGAGACUGAAGUGCCCUGCCUGGGUUACCUCUCAACUCACUUUUGUUCUGACUCUUUGCCUGUCCAUCCCCUUGCACCAAACACUCAGAUUCCUUUUCAGCUCUCAUGUCCCAGAAAUGCACUCCAGCUUCCCAGGUUCUUUCCUGAGCCACCUGCCUCCUAUCUUUGCUUGCUUUCUCUGGGAUCUUGUCUCCCCCAAGCUCCUUCCAAAGUCUACUGAAGGGGAAGCAAACAAUAAGAAGAGAGAGAGGGAUAAUUUCAUCAGGCUUGUGAAAUAUUCCAUACCUGACUGGCUGCCCUUGUGUGGAGCAUUUGUCUUUCUUACACUCGCUCUGAUUGGUGAGAUGUUUAUUCCCUAUUACAUGGGUCGUGUGAUUGAUAUACUAUCAACAAACUACAAUGAAAGAGAGUUUCUGGUGGCCAUGUUUUUUAUGGCCACGUUCUCCAUUACAAGCUCAAUCUUUUCUGGCUGUCGUGGUGGCCUCUUCAUGUUUUCACUUGCUCGGCUUACACAGCGAUUACGUCUCCUUCUGUUCCGCUCUGUCAUCAAGCAGGAAAUCGCUUUCUUUGAAGAUAAUAAAUCAGGGGAUAUCACAUCUCGACUGACCCAUGACACAGCACGUGUGAGCCGCUCUAUUGCUGCCAAUGUAAACAUAACACUGCGUAUGCUGGUGAAAUGCGUUGGGGUGUAUAGCUUCAUGUUUUCCAUAUCAUGGCAGCUUACUCUGCUUACAUUUAUCAGCUCUCCCCUCACCUGGAUAAUACAGAAAAUGUACAACCACUAUCAUCAGGAUCUGGUGAAGAAAGUCCAGGAUUCCAUUGCAAGAUCUAGUGAGCUGGCCAAAGAGAUUAUCGAAUCUGUAAGAACUGUGUACAGUUUUGCUGCUGAGGAAGAAGAGGCAAAAAGAUACGAGAAAUCUUUGCGAGAGACCCAUGUGUUACAGACACGCAGAGAUUUUGUCAGAGCUUUGUACCUGCUGGUUACCAGGCUUGUUAAUCUUGGCCCUCAAAUCACUAUGCUGUAUUAUGGGCAGAUCUUAAUCCGCAGUGGUUUUAUUAGUAGUGGGAAAAUGGUGUCAUUUAUCCUGUACCAAAUGGAAUCUAACAGCUAUAUACGGACUCUAGUUCACAUGCUCAGUGAAAUCACUCACUCAGCUGGAGCCGCAGAGAAGGUUUUCCAGUAUCUGGAUCGGAAGCCAAAGGUGUCUGCAUCUGGUUGCCUUUGCCCUGACAAACUACAGGGAAGAUUUGAAUUUAGGAAUGUCACUUUCUCGUACCCAUCCCGACCAGAGUUUUUAACAUUAAAGAAUGUCUCCUUCGCCCUCCCUCCUGGCAGUGUCACUGCUCUUGUGGGCCCCUCGGGUGGAGGGAAGACAACCUGCGUGUCAUUACUGGAGAGAUUUUAUGAACCUCAGGAAGGAGAUAUCCUGCUGGAUGGGAAAUCUCUGAAGGAAUAUAAACAUGAAUACUUGCACAGCAAGAUAGCAUUAGUGGCUCAGGAGCCUGUUUUGUUUGCUGGGUCAGUGAGAGGAAAUAUCAGUUAUGGACUUCAAAACAUUCCCGAGGAACAGUUGAAAGCAGCAGCAAGAAGGGCAAAGGCAGAGGAUUUUAUUGAGGGAAUGGACAAAGCAUAUGACACAGAUGUGGGUGAUAGCGGAGCUCAGCUGAGUGCAGGGCAGAAGCAGCGUGUGGCCUUGGCCCGGGCUCUGGCAAGGAAACCCAAGCUACUCAUUCUGGAUGAAGCCUCCAGCUGUCUUGAUGCUGAAACUGAACAUGAGAUCCAGAAGUCUCUGCAGAGUAUUGAGGAUCUCUCUCUGCUGAUUAUCGCUCACAGACUACGCACUGUACAGAAGGCUGAUCAGAUUCUAGUUCUUGAUGGAGGGAAUUUGGUAGAGCAAGGCACCCACGAGAAGCUAGUACAGAAGCAGGGGGUGUAUCACCGUCUCCUUAAUGGGACCUCUCUGCAGAAUAGUGGGAAAGUGAAUUGACUGCUCACAGUAGACCCCUGAACAUUUUAAAAGCAAAAGGAAUGGAAUCAGAAUGCAUUGUAUGAUGGAAACAUAAAAGAAACAGCAGGGAUGUACCUUCUUAAAGAAAGUCUAAAUCACUGACAGUGGCAAAUUUUAGGCACCCCCAGUGCUUAUAAUCACUUACCUGAUACCCCGGUGAUCCUGCUAGCAGAAAACAGCACCUGACUCUUCCACUUUUUUUUUGCUUCAUUGCCCUGGACAGACACAAGUGCAGUAGAAUGAAAAAAGUAUUUUUGUUAAAGGUAUUGUUCACCUUUGAGUUAAGUUUUAGUAUGAUGUAGAGAAUGAAAUAAUGAGACAAAUUACCCUAGCAACAAUUCACUGAUUUGAAUAAGAGACUGGAAUAUGAAUAGAAGAGGACCUGAAUAGAAACACAAGCAAUAAAAAAAUCUAUGAAAAGUAGCAUUAGUAAUACAUUUGUUGCCUUACAGAGGAUUUGUUUUUUUAGAUGGGUCAGUGACCUCCAUUUGAAAACUGGAAAGACUCAGAAGAAGGCAGCAGAUAAUUAAAAAAACUAUAAAAAAUAAAUAAUGAAGAUUAAUUGAAAAGUUGCUUAGACUAGGCCAUUCUAUAACAUACUAAAAGUUAACUAAAAUGUGCAUCUCCCCUUUAAUGUUUGGCUUUUCACUCUACUGUGCAUGCGCAUCUGUGUGAGGAAAGAAUGAGCAGGAAGAGGAUUGCUCCGUGGUGCUGCUACAGAAGUGUCCCAGGCCUGUGGAGUUUUUGCUAACAGCAGCACAGUCCCACUGUAUGAGGUAAAUAAUUAUAAUCACUAAGGAGUGCCUAACACUUGGCACCUCCCAGAGAUAGACUUUCCUUCUUCUUUAAAAAACACAUCCCUGCUGUUUUCUUCAUUUUUCCAUCAUAAAGGAAGGAUAUAAUGUACAAUAUAUUUUCUUAAUUUCAAGAACCAUAUUUACACAGUAAAAAAGGAAAAGCUCUUGUAUAUAUUGUCUGAAUAUUUAAAUAAAGGACUAAUAAUGUUCAAAAACAUUGCAUAAUAGAUGUAGCUUAUUGAGGAUUUUUUAUUUCAGUAAUAUAGUGUGCAGUUGGCUAUACAAAACAGUGGUGGGCCAAUCCGUCUGGGCACUUUUCCCCCUGACCUUCUCGGGUAGGUAUAAAUGCACGAAUAAGUACCCAUUUGCAGGUGUGUCAACAACUCGGGAGACGGUAAAAGAAGAGCAGUGGUGGAGGGGACAAAAAGUGCACAGGCUAGGAAUAGGCGACAGAAGAGAUAUGUGUCUGACGAAGGGGCCCGCCCCCGAAACGUUACAUUGUAAUAAACACGCAGGGCUUUGCCCGCAUGCAUUGAGCUCAGAGUGCCAGUUCUUCUUUUAUUAUGGAAAUUGAGGGCACCCAUUCCGAUUCGAAUUUAUGAUGAGGUUGGACACUUACCUUACCUGCUCCACUGGCAAAUUCUCAUCUGUUUGUUUGUUCUUAUGUUUCUAAAAUACAUAAGUAAAAACAAUUAAAAAUGAUUUUGUUAACACAGGAAUGCACAGAUACUCAUACCUAUGAGAUGCUUUAGGACUAUUGUCAUUAAUAUAUUUUGCUGCAAAGUGAUCCACUACUUGGGAACUCUUGACAACUGAUCCAAGUGUACUCUUACAUUUAAACUAUUUCUUGGGCAGCCUUGUUACUUUUUUUCAUGUUUUACUUUAAGGUAUAGUUUCUUAUGGUUAUGUACUUUUGGACAUACGUAAAUCUCAUGUAUGACAUGGUACAGGCUGUGAAUCUAAUUACUGUAUGUAAUGUUGACACCUGGAAUAUUAACAUGUGUUUUCUAAAUUGUUAAAACUCAAACAUAAUGUUA
Messenger RNA from Xenopus laevis (African clawed frog), 4215 nucleotides. RefSeq names its product transporter 2, ATP-binding cassette, sub-family B (MDR/TAP) L homeolog (gene tap2.L). The record is from RefSeq and is marked provisional. Gene Ontology annotation, molecular function: ABC-type oligopeptide transporter activity; ATP binding; ABC-type transporter activity. Gene Ontology annotation, biological process: antigen processing and presentation of endogenous peptide antigen via MHC class I; transmembrane transport; peptide transport. Gene Ontology annotation, cellular component: endoplasmic reticulum membrane; endomembrane system; membrane. Lineage: Eukaryota; Metazoa; Chordata; Amphibia; Anura; Pipidae.